This is a messenger RNA of Ilex paraguariensis (yerba mate), 306 nucleotides long. The record is from the annotation of a GenBank genome assembly. Lineage: Eukaryota; Viridiplantae; Streptophyta; Magnoliopsida; Aquifoliales; Aquifoliaceae.
AUGACAAUGAGCUGUUCGACGACCAUUUGGAAGAUAACGACACCAAGGAAAGCCGUGCCACGGGAGAAGAAGUGGGACUGGCGACAUCGGAGUGGCGAACGGUGCCAUGGCACGGGUAACAGCAACCCCGGAGUGACGGAUGGUGCCCAUGGCACGACUAUUAUCGUCCUUGGUGAGGCAAGCAACGAUUGCAUGGGCGAGGAGGUAAGGCGUAUGCGACGCCUUCACACAGAGGAAAAGUCAGGUGGCGCCUCGCGUAGGGGAAUAGGCUGGGUGACACCUCGCACAAGAGUAGCUGAGUGCUAG